CCAUUCACACCCGUGUCUGUCACUCUCUGCAAUUUACGGCCGAUCUCCUCUCUCCGGUGGAUCCAAUUCUCUGCCGUGAAAAAUGUCAGGAAAAGGUGCUAAAGGUCUGAUUAUGGGGAAAUCCCCAGCACUCAACAAGGACAAGGACAAGAAGAAGCCUGUUUCUCGUUCCUCUCGUGCUGGUCUCCAGUUCCCAGUUGGCCGCAUCCACCGACUUCUGAAGUCAAGGGUCACAGCAAAUGGAAGAGUUGGAGCAACAGCAGCUGUGUACUCAGCAGCCAUCUUAGAGUAUCUAACAGCAGAAGUAUUGGAGCUGGCCGGUAACGCAAGCAAGGAUCUGAAGGUGAAACGUAUCACACCCAGGCAUUUGCAGCUUGCAAUUAGGGGAGAUGAAGAACUUGACACCCUAAUUAAAGGAACCAUAGCUGGUGGUGGUGUGAUUCCUCACAUUCACAAAUCUCUCAUCAACAAAUCCUCCAAGGACUGAUCAUAUAAUGGGUCCAUGAUUUUUAUUGUUAACUCAAAUCUGGUGAGAGAGCAAGUGCCAAAUGGUGAAAGGCCCCAUAGCCGUGUACAUUUGCAGACAGUCUGCUGGUGGAUAACAUUCUGGUUUGGUAUAACUGUUUCUGAUUAGUAUUUUCUUUGUUUCUAGCUUAGCAAUAUUUCCUAGAUGCAUUGUUCGUAUGGUACUGCAUUAUGAAAGGAAAAAUGGCUGUUUGGCUGUCUUGAUGAUUAGUUCUUUUA
Vitis riparia (riverbank grape) is the source of this 744-nucleotide messenger RNA. Its product is annotated as probable histone H2A variant 3. Gene Ontology annotation, cellular component: nucleosome. Gene Ontology annotation, molecular function: structural constituent of chromatin; DNA binding; protein heterodimerization activity. NCBI's taxonomy places the organism in Eukaryota, Viridiplantae, Streptophyta, Magnoliopsida, Vitales, Vitaceae. The record is from RefSeq and is a predicted model, not a curated record. The coding region runs from base 83 to 487 and encodes 134 amino acids. The transcript has 2 exons.